Messenger RNA from Actinia tenebrosa (Australian red waratah sea anemone), 7059 nucleotides. RefSeq names its product transient receptor potential cation channel subfamily A member 1. Gene Ontology annotation, molecular function: monoatomic ion channel activity; protein binding. Gene Ontology annotation, biological process: monoatomic ion transmembrane transport. Gene Ontology annotation, cellular component: membrane; transmembrane transporter complex. The record is from RefSeq and is a predicted model, not a curated record. Lineage: Eukaryota; Metazoa; Cnidaria; Anthozoa; Actiniaria; Actiniidae.
UCCCUAGUAUUACAAUCACAAAUAGUCUCCGGCAUUCUACGGGCCCUAUUAGAGAUUAAAAGUUUAAUGCGAAGAAGGGGUUCAGAAGCGAGAAUAGUAACGCCAAAACGCUGUAUAUGACACACAAAACGUCAUCCCAGUACUUUUGAUUGAUUGACAAUCUACUAUGAAGUUUACAGACCUGAACAGUGAACCUGAAGCCAUGCCAAUGCUUCCUACAGGGAAAAUAAUCACAUCAGCCGGUUCUACAACUUUCUUAAUGCACAAAGCUGCAAAAGAAGGAUGUUUAGAUGUUUUACAACGAUGUAUCGAUGAAAACAAGAUGGCUGCUUGUAUGAUGGAUGAUAAAGAUUUUUCUCCUCUUCACUACGCUGCCCAAUACAACCAAACGAGCGUUCUAACCGCUUUAAUAAAAGCUGGUGUUGAUGUGAAUAUCAGAGGAGACGGGGACAUAACUGCGCUACACAUCGCUGCAAGGUAUGAUUCCUUAGAAGCGACCGAGUUUCUCCUUUCCAACGGCGCCAACACCUCGAUAAGAUGUGCCGUCACCGGCUCCACGCCUCUACUUGUUGCAGUCAGAAUGGAAAACCCACGAAUCGUUACAAGUCUUCUAUCAAAAAAUCGCGGUCUCGUUGACGACCACGACCUUCAAGGAAUGACAGCCUUACAUUUGGCUUGUAUGAGAGGGUCGAUUGAGAUCUGCAAGAUUCUUUUUCAGUAUGGUGCGCAUACUAGCUUAUCUAAGCGCAACGAAGAUGGUAGUACGCCUAUCGUGUUUGCUGCAGGGAGUAAUGACGAGGGGAUCCUAUCUUUAUUAAUAGAUGAAGCUAAAAAGCACAAUGCAAAUAUGAAAGAACUAAUCAACGGUAGCGAAGAAGACUCCACUACCCCCUUGCUAGCUGCAAUAAAUGCUGGGAACGAAAAGAAUGUUCGUCUGUUGACAGAGAACGCAGCGUCCGUGAACACUCCAGGGAGAAAGCAGUGCACUCCUUUGCAUGUGGCAGCCAUGAAUGGAAAUGUCGACAUUGUUAAAAUCCUACUCCAGAAAGGAGCGAACGUUGACGCCCAAGAUGCACAGGGGAAGGCGCCACUUCACAGAGCCGCAUCUCUUGGUUGGUUAGAAGUCAUAAGGGUACUUACACACAACAAAGCCACACUCGAGCUCAAAGAUGAAGAUGGCAUGACCCCAUUACUUUGCGCUAUCUUGUCUGGACAGGUUUUUGCUGUUAAACUGCUGGUUUCAUUAGGAGCAGAUGUAAUGGCUCGCGAUAAUGACCGCCGAACGAGUCUUCAUAUUGCUACCAUCAAUGAGCAUUUCUUAAUCAUGCAUGUUUUGCUGAAAGGAGAGAAGGAUCUUCAGAACAUACCUGACCAGUUGGAAAGAAUUCCGCUGCAUUAUGCUGCGAGCGGCGAGGACACUAGGAUCCCGACCACACUCAUCGAACAUGGAAGUAACUGUCACUUUAAGGACAGAGGCCAAGCCACUCCUCUUCACGUCGCCGCAGAAAAAGGGACCCUAGAACAUGUUGAGCUGAUUCUCAAAGCAGCACCUUGUUCUAUCCAUGAAAGAGAUCUUCAUGGGAAUACCGCUCUACAUCUUGCAGCACUGAACAGGAAAAGGGAAACAUGUAAGAUCUUAUUGAGGUACGGCGCAGAUGUCGAUUCCCUCGAUUUCCAACUUCAGACUCCACUGUUUCGUGCUUCACAGUCCGGAAGCCUUCCUAUCAUUGAACUGCUACUGGAGCAUCACGCCAACCCUAAUCACAAAGACAUUGUUGGUAAUACGGCGUUACACAUUGCUGCUGAGUACGGUAACCCAACCAUCGCCAAGGCCUUCCUUGAUAAAGGUGUUGAGUGCUCACUGAAUAAUCAAGGUUCCAGUUGUCUCGAUACUGCAAUUGCAUCAAGAGCUAGUGAGGUCAUUAACACUAUAGUGAAGCAUCAGCGGUGGGAAGAGUUAAUACAUGUGGACCGUGGUGGCUGUGCUAUCAUGGCAAAACUCAUUAGUGAUUUCCCCGAAGGUGCUUCAUUGGUCAUGGACAAAUGCAUCCGGCGAUCAAACCACAAACCAUCUGAUCCUGAUUUCUCAAUCACUUUUGACUUUCAACUUCUGGACCCCGGCCCGGAUAGACAGAUUAAUCCUGACGUGCCAACUGACAAGGCUUUCCCCCAAGUGCUUGUAAGGAAAGAGUCGGAUGGAAAGCGCUUUUUUGGGUUACUAGAGAUGGUAAAUCACAAGCGACAAGAACUUCUGGUGCAUCCUCUGGCUUCUCGUCUGCGGCGAGUAAAAUGGAAGAGUUUUGGUGCUCUAGUCUAUUGCUUUAACUUCAUAAUGUACGCUCUAUUUGCCAUGCUUUUGACCUUGUUUAUGUUGAACGUAAGAGGCGGUCUUCAACUGGCACGCGGACGUAAAAAUUUGGAAGGUGGUUGCUCGGCAGUAACAACGAACCAGCAAAUAGUCGCCAGCUUUGCCUUCGUAAUAAGUGUACUCCAUUUCUGCAAAGAGAUAUUCCAAAUGUACAUCCAAAGGCUUCGUUAUUUCACGGAUGGUCAGAACUUGUUUGAAAUCUGCAUGUAUGUAUUCGGCCUUGUUUUCCUGGUGCCUUACACCUUUCCCGGGUCCACUGGACUGUGCACAGGUCGACAAGGAGUGAUCUGGAGGUUUGGAACAGUGACUAUAUUUAUGGCAUACUUCAACUUGAUUCUCCUCACACGUAACUUGUCAUUUAUCGGGCUAUAUGUCACCAUGUUUAUUGAGGUGUUCAAGACCCUAAUGAAGGUCAUGGUCAUGGGCAUGCUAUUUCUUCUUGCUUUUGCCUUGGUUUUCUACAUCCUGUUCAAAGAGCAAGAUGCCUUUGAUGGAUUUGGGGAAGCUUUGGUGAAGGUGAUGGCCAUGACGAUAGGAGAAUUAGAUUACAAUACAUUGUUGGUUGAUGCUGAGAAUCAGAACAAUACGGUUACUGGUGCUCCACUUGUUCCAUAUCCCGAGCUCUCCUAUAUCUUCGUAUUCUUCUUCAUAAUGACAAUGCCGAUAGUUCUUAUGAACUUACUGGUCGGCUUAGCUGUUGGUGAUAUCGAGGCGAUUCAAAACAAGGCGUUUCUAACGCGCAUUGGUCGACAUGUCGAGUUCUUGACCGACAUUGAAAAGCAAUAUCCAAAGAUGCUUCUUCGUUGGCUUUAUACACCAACACUUGUCAUUUUUCCAAGAAGGACACAUAAAUCAUUUUGGAAGCUGUAUGUAGGUAAGUCCCUUGAGCGUUUUAUUGAAGACGACGUUGACAAGCAAUACGAUACAGAUCCAAUCGAAGAAAAAUUCAACGAUCUGAAAGAUGAAAUGAGCUUGAUGAGGGAUCGCAUGAAAAUAAUGAUGCAGAGUAUAGAACAUCAAAAUCAGAUGUUAAGAUCCACUGUAGUGACAAGCCGAUCUAGUAUUGCUGAAGAUAAAGAAGCGACAACUUUCGUAACUCGGGAAGUUAGGAGUGUGGCUAUGGAGGAAAAUCUGAGUACUGAAAGUAUUAGUCUUGUUGCAGUAUCUCCACGCCAAGCCUACGAACUGAGGAACGUCGACCCCGGUAUCCCGUCUCGACUCCAAAAUGAAGAGAAAAAAGACAAUACACCGAGAUGUAUUCUCAUGGCAGCUUUACAUCACCACAAAGAUGAAUUAAAUCGUAUUAGAAAUUCUGAAGAAGGAGCCAUUGAUAUGAAGGAUGAGUGUGGAUGUAGUGCUCUACAUUAUGCUGCCAGACACAACGAUGCUCACGUUAUUUCGACGUUGCUGGAUGCAGGAGCCGAUAUUAAUUUGAAAGGGCCAGCUGGACAAACUGCUUUACACAUUUCAGCGAGAUUCAACUGCGUCGAAUCUACCAAAGUACUACUCGACAACAACGCAGAUACUACAAUUCCAUGUGAUAUCAACUCAGUCCCCCUCCACGCCGCCUCACGGUAUGGUUACCAGGAAAUAGUCAAACUUCUUCUGCAGAGUGACCCGUCUGUUGUGAACUGCAAGAGUACGGGAUGUGUGACACCUCUGCUACUCGCCAGUUUGAAUCGAGAAAAAACAGUUUGUGAAUUGCUGACUGAGCACAAGGCGGAUAUUACUGUCGUUAAUGUGGAAAAUAAGACACCGUUGCAUGUUGCAGCGGCGCAUGGCAACAUCGAGGUUGUAAAGUUUCUAAUCGAUAAAGCUUCAAAACAAGUCCCUGACAUCAAAGACUUCAUCGACAAAACCGACUAUGAAGGAAACACCGCUCUUAUUUUAGCUUCCUAUGGUGGCCACGACGAAGUAGUUAAAGAACUUCUCCAAAAUGGCGCCGAUCCCCUCAUCCAGAAAACGAGUUCUAAAAUCACGGCUCUUCACGUUGCAGCGAUUGGUGGUAAUACUGCUGUUAUGGAGUACCUGUUGUCUUACGGUGCAAAGAUUGAAGCGCUUGAUAGUUCAUACAUGACUCCUUUGCAUGGGGCAGCUGCAAGUAACCAGGCUUCUGCCCUCAAGUUCUUACUGGACAAAGGUGCCAAGGUUGAUGCUUUGAAUAUUUCUGGUUUGACUGCCUUUUUAUUUUCCGUUAAACAAGGCAACAAACAAGCCGCCGCUGCUCUUCUCGAAGGAGGAGCAAAUAUCAAAGCAACAGAUAUGCGGUUGAGAACAUGUUUUCAUUAUGCUAUCAAGUUCAAUGCCUUGAAUGUUCUUGAGAUGUUGAUUGAGAAAGAUGAUGGUACAUUGCUCGAAAUGAAGGACGGUGGCCUUCAAACACCACUUCAUUAUGCGGCCGCCUCCGGAAACAUGAAGAUAAUAAGCUUGUUGCUUAGAAACGGUUCCUAUUUACGAGCACGUGACGCCGAUGAAGCAACGCCCCUUCACAUCGCAGCUUCAUUUGGCUGCGUAGAAGCUACGGAUCUGUUGGCUCGCAUGUCGCCUAAAUCCAUCAAUGAAAGAGAUAUACGUGGAAGGACGCCGCUACAUUGUGCUGUCCAAGGAGGCUUUAGGAAAACUUGUGCAGUUCUCCUAGACUUGUGCGCCAUGCCAACUAUACGAGAUCUUAAUAGACGUACCCCACUACAUGUGGCCGCUGAAUCACGAAAGUUAAACUGCGUCAAAGCUCUCUUGGCCAAUCCAGACACUCGCAUCUUAGAGUUGCUCGAUAUCGACGAGAAUUCAGCACUUCAUCUGGCUUGCAGGAAGGGUGCGGUUGAUAUUAUGAAGGAGCUUCUUGAUGCGAAUGCUGAUGUGACAGUUAGGAACAAAGAAGGCAAGACCUGCCUUGAUGUGGCUGUUGAUUGGGAGUUGGAGGAUGUUGCAGCUGCCCUUGUUCAACAUCCAAGAUGGAUGGAGAUGCUAAGAAUCCAAGGUCCUGACGGUCAUCGACCAAUGAAAAGACUAAUCGAGUUCCUACCAAGUGUCGCUGAAAUAGCCCUGAACCAGUGUUUAGAAGUGUCUGACUUCCCUUCCACUCACCCUCAACAUUCCAUCAAGUUCGACCUCGUUCUUCUUGAUCCAGGCCCAGAUGAUGAGCUGAGUCUCCGCGGAGAGCCAUUUGAUGGCCCUGCGACUAUGGUCAGAUAUAAUCGCGAAGAACUACUUAACCACCCUGUUACCCAGGCUCUCCUCCGCUACAAAUGGUUCGCCUUCGGGAAAGUCUUGUACUAUUUGAACUUUGCGGUUUACCUUCUCUUUACAAUCCUGUUUUCGUAUUUCAUUAUUGAAGAACGAGGAAGGUUGUCGUUGUUCUCUCCUUCGACCGUCAACGCUUCUUCUGCAGAGAAAGACCAUCUCGACGUUUAUCCAUCCAGCUCUACAAUGUCACUUGCAAUUGUAAUAGCAUUUUUUCUUUGCGUACAGCUUCUCAAAGAGUUUUACCAAUUGGUAAUGCUCAGAUUGUCCUACCUAAGGGAAUCCAGCAAUCUCAUCGAAGUGUUUCUCUACACUACGACGCUAAUUUACAUCGCACCAUACUUAGCAUCCAAACCUAUGUACUACUCACCCGCGGUACAGUGGAACGCAGGAGUUGUAGCACUGUUCUUGUGUUACACGGAUUUAUUGCUGUAUAUUCGGCGUAUUGGUAAUUCAGGCAUCUAUGUUUCUAUGUACUUCGAGGUUUUGAUCACUUUCUUAAACGUCUUGGUUGUGUUAAUCGUGGUCAUUUUUGGGUCUGCUGUCAUAUUCUAUGUUCUGAUGAAAGAGCAGGAUAAUUUCAGUUCAGUACCACUGUCAUUCGUCAGGACAAGCGUGAUGAUGAUAGGAGAGUUAGAUUAUACUGACAUGUUGUCAGAUAACGUGGUAAACAAGAGAACCAACCCCAAUACUGGCGCACCCUACGUACCUCUGCCUGACAUUACUUACACUCUUUUCUACUUGUUUAUGUUGAUCGUUCCCGUUCUCUUGAUGAAUUUAUUGGUCGGUCUUGCUGUGGGAGAUAUCGACGCAAUUCAAAAGACUGCGUCAUUUUCGCGCCUAAAAGAUCAAGCAAAAUUUGUAGAAGACACUCAAAAAAGAUAUCCUCGAAAACUCAGGAGAAUGCUUUAUAGAGACGAGCUGGUUAUUUAUCCAAAUAGCAACAGAUUCUUCAAGAGUAUGCUUCUAGCGGGAACUAGUAUCAUUGAUACUGAAUAUAUUGAAAAGUUAUGCAAACUGAAAUCAACUGAUGGCGGUGAUGACGCUAAGGGAAACCAGGAGGCACUUCGAUACGAAAGACAGAAAACAAAGCUGCGUGUACUAGAAGAAAAAGUAGACCAACAAAACAAACUGUUGAUGGCAAUAGGACAAAAAUUAGGAAUUAAUGAUAUGGAAUCAUAGUUGUGACUGGGAACCCUGUGUUAAACACAGAAAGCCCAACACAAAAUUAAGGAAAAGAAUUUUUGAUGGUAAGCUCAGCAUUUAAAUUUUAGCUGUGAAUAGUAGCCCUUCUGUAAAACACAGAAAACCCAGUUUUGGAAAAAAAACAACUCAUAGAAUAGGAAAUGUAUAAUGUCCAAACAAAUUUUCAUUGAAUAUUGCAACAGGAUGCAAAUUAAAAAUUAUCUUUGCAAGUUUCUAAAUUCUAAAUAGCUUUAUUUUAUUUUUGU